AUGUGUUUUUUGUUGUUCAUUUAUUUUUAUUUUUCUUUUUUUUUUCAUACGUGUAUGCAUACAUGCAUUUCUUCCUUGCAUCCACUUCACCCCCUAACCCCCAUCCCACCUCUCCCUUCUUGCAAGGUGCAUUUCAACGGAACGCGGCGAAUGAACUGUGCGGGUGGUGACUGGAGGGCGACCCUCAAGGAGAAAAUCCGCUCCUCGGAGGAAGCGCUGCACCGUCUUAAUGAGCGUCAGGCGAAUCACGAAAAUGCACGGAAGUUUUUAUCAUCAGCCUUCGACACCCCUCACGUGUCGUCGCUAGACGUCCCACCACGUUUUAUCUCAUCACAGGCUGAGCUGGAGGACAAGGUAAACUGCCUGCAGUCCCAGGUGAAGAACUGUCUAACGGAGCUUGAGACCGAGCAAGCCGUCCGCUCGGACGGAAUCCGCGAUGUGCAGCGGCACCUCUCCAUUGAGAUGGGGGAGAUGCGGGCCAUGUUUCAGCAGCUCAAGAGGGAAAAUGAGUACCUGACAGAAACCGUCAGACUGCUGGAGAAAAGACUGUUAUCCACCUCCACAUUUACACCGACUGGGCGUACACAGGCGGGUGUUGAUGUCCACACUCCCACCACGUCAACCCCUGCGGUCGCUGCCUCCACUUCCUCCGAUCUUGUCAAGCGCGUGGAGGAGCUGGAAUCCGCCGUGACACGACAAAAGCGAUUGCUGGAGGAUCGGCAAACACGACUGGAUGGCGUUCUUCGUGAGAUGGUGGGGGUGAAAAUUGAUUCUGGAAUGGAGCGCAUGCGCUCUGUUGCUCGGGAAGCCGCCAGGGAUUCAAUGGAAGAUCUUCUGCGACUACGCCUUACAGCCGUGCAGAGUAUGUUUAAUGGUGAGCUGCAGAAAGUGAUGGAGUCCAGCGGUUUUACCGCAGAAGUUGCGCAAGCCACGGAGCGAUUGUUUCACCAAAUGGAAAAGGAUGUCCUCCGGCGUGUGGAUCAGCUUGACUCCGCGGUCGAUGCCAUCUCGCACGGAAGCCGGCAGCACGAGAGGGUCCUUAACGACAUGGAAAGUCGCAUUGUGCAGAAGGUGACAAUGUUAGAGCGGGAGUUGGAGGCAUCACGUCGUGAGAUGCGAGAUGGCAUCGCAAAGAACGCACAGGCUGGUGAGGAGCGUAUGACUGCCGCCCAACUUGCGUUAGAGUCCACAGUGGCGGAACGCAUCGCCGUGGCAUGCAAGAGCACAGCGAGCAAAGAUGACGUUUUUGCGGCCGUGACGGCUUCGCAGGAGCGACUUGAGCAGCAGUGCAGCGCCAUUUGUGAUCGACUCACAGCAACGGUGCGUGCGCAUGAUGCCGCUGCCGAGAAGUAUCGCAAGGGAGUAGCGCAGUUGGAGAAGCGACUGGAUGGUCUCCAAGAUGUCACGGAGGAGAUGCGGCACCAGAUCGUUCAUGUCGACCAACUCGCGACAAGCGCAAAGGGAGACGUGGAGAAGUGGGGGGACCGUCUCCGCGAGGCCCUCACAGCGAGCGAGGAGGCGCGUGCACUUGCGAAGGAGUCCGCCGCAUGCGCGCAGAAGGCGGAGGAUGAAACGCGUGAAGGGCUUGCCCGCAUCGGCGUGGAGCUGCAGAAGCUUUCACAUGAGCAUGAAAAGAGCACCGUGCAGAUACGUCAGCUCAACGAGAAGUUAGCUGCGGCUGAGGCACACCACGCCGCCACGCGUGUGACGCUGGACGAACUAAGCAGUAGGUGCACGAGUACAUUGCCACCGCUGAGUGCACGGGUAGACGCGGUGCAUCGAACCGUGCAGGACGUGUGUGUGGUGAAACUAGAAGAAAAUUCUCAGGCGGUAACGGAGCUGCGAACGCUUCACGAGCAGCUUCAAGCCAACGCCUCCUCCAUGGCGAAGACGGAUGCUCGGCAGAUCUCAGACCUCCGGCGUGAGUUUUUUGUCGGAAUGCAGAGCGUGGAAGAGCGCGUUCUUCAGGCUGUGCGUGACACCCAGCAGGAGAGCAGCACGGGAAUUACGGGACUAAGAGCACUCAUCGAUAGGCUUAAUGCAUCCGUAAAGACACACGAUGAACGCUUUGCCUCCAAAAAUGCGCUGGACGUAAUUUCGGAGGGGCUGACUGAAAGGGUAGUGGAACUGGGGGGCAGAUUGGACACGGUGGCGCGUCAGGUAGCUCAGGAUGCAAAGAGAUUGUCAUCACCAUCUUCGCCGUCCGAGCCUUUGGUAUCCGUCUUGACGCAUGAAAAACUGGAACGGGAAUUGGAGAACUUGCGGCGUCGCGUGGAUGAUGUUCAGAGAAACGCUGUCAAUGAAAGGGAGGAUGUGGAGCACCACAUGCGUGCGAGCAUGCAGGAGGAGGUGGACCGCUUCAAACAGCUCUUACAUCGUUUGCGUGAAGAUACCUCGUCACAGAUGCAAAAGUUGCGUCUGAUGCUUAGCGAGGAGGCAGAAAACCGCUCUCAACAAGUGGAGGAAGCGUCACAGAGAGAAAUGCAACGCCUGCAGUUGCAGAUGGACCGCCUACGUGAGGUACUCGGGCCGAGGCGUCUUGUGUCUGCCAUCCUAGACGAAAAAGAGCUUCUAAGUGAGGUGGCAGAGGCGUUGCAGGGUGCCUUUGCUUCACGCAAGGACACGGAUGACUCCAUAGCUCGUGUCAAACAGAGGGUUCAGCAAGCAGAGCAGCAUCUCCAUGAGUUGGAAGCCCGUUGCGACACACACGGAAAUGCGUUCACCCGGCAGAUGGAGACUUAUGAGUCAUCGCAGCGCCUUCACGCCGAGCGGUUGGCGUCUUUGGAGUUGCAGCAGGAGAAGGUGGUGGAGACGAGUAAGCGGUGGCAGGAAGAAAGUCGUAAGGACCACAAGAGGGAAAUGGAGCAGCUUACGGUGCAAUUUGAUGAGCGCCUGAAGGCACUGCAGAGCGCUACUGUGGAAGUGGAGCUGCAGACACACUCCAUGCUGUCUACUCUGCAAAACUUGCAAGAGGAUCAAAUGGUGCUGCAGCGUGAAGUUGCCAAGACAGUCGCUGCCCAGCAGUUCGCAGAAAAUCAUAUUGGCACGAAAAACGACGACAAGAAUGAUGACCCUGAGAAUAAUAUGAAUGAACAUGAGGUGUGGAAGGCACAGCUGAACGAACGCAUAGAUUUGUUGGAGAGCAAGACGGAUGCUACCGCGUGCUCCACCGCCGAUGCAUUCGACACGCUUCGUGAGAGCAUAGAGCAUUGCGUGACACUUUUUGUGCAGGAGGCAGCAUCGACGUCGCUCCUCCAAGACUCCGAUGUUUCUGCUAAUGAACUGACCGGAUUGGACAGCGUACUGCUUUUUCUACUGGGGCAACUCUGCCAGGCGCAUGAUGCGCUGCAGGCACUUCAAAAAGGAGCACUUGGAACACUGGAGUUGGUGCAGCAUCACGAGGAUCAACUUGCAUUGCUGCCGUCCAUGCGUUCUCUUGCGUUACUUAGUGCUCGACAGGUGGAGAAGCUCUCGGAAGUGAUUGGCCUUCAAUUUGACCUCCACGUGGAUUCAUCCCUUGUGGGGCAGAAGGAAAGAGAGUUGGGUAAAGAUGAAUGA
This is a messenger RNA of Trypanosoma cruzi, 3558 nucleotides long. RefSeq lists its product as uncharacterized. The coding region runs from base 1 to 3558 and encodes 1185 amino acids. The transcript has a single exon. The record is from RefSeq and is a predicted model, not a curated record. NCBI's taxonomy places the organism in Eukaryota, Euglenozoa, Kinetoplastea, Trypanosomatida, Trypanosomatidae.